UGUCGCCCCUCCUGACUCCAAUAAUUUUUUUUUUUUUAGUGGACCCUGACUGCAAGUAUUCAUACCCCCACCUCUCCUCUUCAACUCAAAGCUGAUCUCCUCCCUCGUUUGCCCCUCGAAUCAAGUGAUUCACAAACAUAUAUACCACCAAAUCCCCAAAAGAACCCCAGCUCUCCUUCGCCUUGUAUCUUUCUCUUUCUCUACUUCAAAUGUCGAUGGAACAAUCGCCGACUAUUCAGCCUGGGCCGUCUCCCAAGCCUACCAAGAGGUCCCUGAUGAGCUCUCUAAUGGAAGCCGACACCCCCACUCUCGAGCGGUCCUCCUCCUUCAAAGAAGACUCCUAUUUGGCCUCCAAUCUCAAGCCCGGAGAGCAAAGAGCGCUCCAAGAGCUCAAGAAUCUCCUCUCCGCGUCUUCCUCGUCGAAGCCUCUCGCAAUGUGGGGGGUUCCGCUUCUGGGGCCGGCUGCCGACGAGAGGGCCGACGUGGUUCUGCUGAAAUUUCUCCGGGCGAGGGAUUUCAGCGUGGCCCAGGCGCAUGCGAUGCUGGCGCGGUGCGUGGAGUGGAGGGAGGAGUUCGGGGCGGACGGGGUCGUCGACGAGGAGCUGGGAUUCAAGGAGCUGGAGGGGGUGGUGGCCUACCUUCACGGCCCGGACCGAGCCGGCCACCCGGUCUGCUACAACGCCUACGGCGUCUUCAAAGAUCGCGAGAUGUACGACCGGGUGUUCGGCGACGGGGAGAAGCUGAAGAAAUCUCGCUGGAGAGUCCAGGUGAUGGAGCGAGGAGUCCGGCUGCUCGAGCUCCGGCCGGGCGGGAUCAACUCCAUCAUACAGGUCACGGAUCUUAAAGAUAUGCCCAAGAGGGAGCUCCGGGUGGCCUCCAACCAGAUCCUCUCCUUGUUCCAGGAUAACUACCCCGAGAUGGUCGCCAGAAAGGUGUUUAUAAAUGUGCCGUGGUAUUUUAGUAUGCUGUAUGCGAUGAUCAGUCCCUUCCUGACUGAAAGGACCAAGAGCAAGUUCGUCAUCGCCAGAGAAGGGAACGUGGCCGAGACCCUUUACAGGUUCAUUAGGCCGGAGUUUGUGCCGGUCCGGUAUGGAGGUCUGAGCCGGCCCGGGGAUCUGCAGAACGGUCCCCCCAAACCGGCAUCUGAGUUCACCAUUAAGGGUGGGGAGAAAGUAAACCUUGAAAUCGAUGGCAUUGAGGCUGGAGCCACCAUAGCGUGGGACAUAGCGGUGGGGGGAUGGGACUUGGACUACGGCGCCGAGUACGUGCCGAGCGAGGAAGGGAGCUACACGAUUCAGGUGGAGAAGACGAGGAGGAUUCCGGCGACUGCCGAGGAGCCGAUCCACAAUGCCUUCACGUCGAAGGAAGCCGGGAAGUUGGUGCUGUCCGUGGACAAUACCAGCUCCAGGAGGAGGAAGGUGGCGGCCUACAGAUACUUUGUCCGCAAACACUCUGUUUAGUUACAGAGUUAGGACUUGGGAGUGAUUUAGCUUCUUGUUUUACUUAAUUAUAACUAGGAUAGGAGUUUCCAUCCUUCUAUGUUGAUAUAUGGAAAUGCAGCCUUUUUCCCGUGUUAAGCAUAGCGAAUGAGUUGAAUAUUUUGUGUAUUACCCCCCAAAAAAAUGGUAUUUUGUUGUGAAGUAA
Messenger RNA from Elaeis guineensis (African oil palm), 1644 nucleotides. NCBI's taxonomy places the organism in Eukaryota, Viridiplantae, Streptophyta, Magnoliopsida, Arecales, Arecaceae. The record is from RefSeq and is a predicted model, not a curated record.